Messenger RNA from Rana temporaria (common frog), 1788 nucleotides. Its product is annotated as beta-1,3-galactosyltransferase 5-like. Bases 318 to 1325 code for a protein of 335 amino acids. Gene Ontology annotation, cellular component: membrane. The transcript has 4 exons. Lineage: Eukaryota; Metazoa; Chordata; Amphibia; Anura; Ranidae. Gene Ontology annotation, molecular function: protein N-acetylglucosaminyltransferase activity. The record is from RefSeq and is a predicted model, not a curated record.
UUCUUGCAAAGCGAAAAUUUUCACAUUUGUGAUCGUCUCUGGAUUUUAUACUCUUCUUAUUCCUGUUGGUCAGCUCAGUUUUUUUAUAUAGUGGCUUACUUCAUAUGUUUGACUUGGCAGUCAACCAACAAGAUAAAAGGUUCCCGCGGCUCGCUUAGCAGGAAAAACGACGGCUCCACAUCCCUAGCUGGAAUAUAAAACCAGACAAUGAUUGUUCUGCUAAUUGGCUGCGUGUUUAUGAAGGAGAAAUCAUCAUCAUUAAUUGUUAUCUCAUCAUAUGAAGGACGGAUCCACUAUAAGAAGAGGGGAAGGGUACAAUGAUGCAGAGAAGAUUGCUUAUAAAGGCCUCCUUGUUCUCCGCAAUUAUGGUCCUGACAAUAAGAUGGAUUUCAAAGUUAGACACGCAAAGAAUCAAUGUGAUAUAUAACCCCCCCAACCCCACACCAGUACGGCAGUCAGUGACCCUGAAUGACAGCACUUACACUUAUCACCUGAACCUAACAAGUUUUGAGGCGGAGUUCCCCCAGCUGCAGAGUUAUGUCUGCACACUCAUUCAGCAGCCACACCCAGAGGAACAAGGAGCGACCAACCAAAAACUGCUGAUCUUGGGGGUGAAAUCCCAACCCGGCACUGGGUCAAGGAGGGCCGCACUGCGACAGACAUGGGCUAAAAAGAGAGAUAUAAAUGGAUACAGACUAAGACCGCUGUUCUUGAUGGGGAAGACAGACAUAAAAGGACACAUGGAGAUUGUUAAACGUGAGAGCCAAGAGUAUGGUGACAUUCUACAAUGGGACAUGACCGAAGGACACCAUAACUUGUCCUUGAAAGAACGGUGUUUCCUGGAGUGGCUGUAUCUGAAGUCACCAAAUGUGGAUUUCAUAUUUAAAGGUGAUGAUGACGAGUUUGUGAACACAGACGUUAUUGUACAGUAUAUUAAACAACAUGGCACCCCGAAUACCAUCCAUGGAGCCCACCAGCACAGACCCGAAGUUAUGCGUACCACCAAAUAUGGCAUCACAAUGAACCUGUACCCUCAGAAACACUACCCGGGCUUCGUAGCUGGUGGUGGUUUUCUCUUCCCAGGAGCCUUGGUGAAGAGUCUGUACACGGCCUCACAGAUCCUCCCCGUAUUCCCAUUGGACGAUGUUUAUUUUGGGUUCCUUACCCUUGCAGCCAAUCUGACCUACCGUCACGACGCUCGCUUCUAUAUGUAUGGAUUAAAGUAUGAUGUGUGUAAAUACAAGCAAGCUCUGGUGGUCCACGGCAUUAAUUUGGACAAAUUGGUACCAAUAUGGCAGGAGGUACAGAACAGUAAGUGCCAGUAGGACCAGUAGGACCAAUCAGCGCCAAGCUGACAGGAGUCCAUGCCAACAAGGGCCAAGGACCAAAAUAUUGGGCACGACCCAACAGAUAUCAUUGUUGCUGAACAUAGGUGAUUCUACCACCAAUGUUAAAUUAUAGUGUUGACUUUAAGUCAUUUUUGGAAAGGGAAACUGGAGUGACCUUACUUUACGCACUUGCAAGCUAUUUAUUGCCCAAAGAGAUGGCAUCCAUUAAGAAAGGCUCCACUCAGCUCUGCUUGCAUCUCAUCUGACGACAUGAGAUGGCCCCAACAUAAUUUUUAUGCACUUUAUGACCCCCUGAUGGGCAAAAAGGAUGUCUUUAACGCCCACAUGACGCACAUAUGCAUGUUGUUUAUGUGCUGAGAGCGCACUCAGGCCUCGUACACACGACCGAAAAAAACUUGCUGGGAUUUUUUUUUUUGCCGAGGAAACCGGUCGUGUGUAC